AUCGCUCAUCAGAAGAUAAGCCUUGUAGUUAAUAUCGACUAAGCCUUUCUCCGCCCUAGCAGUGAUACACAAGAUAACCAUUAUUCAUUAGCAAGUGAUAUAAUUAUGUGUUAAAACCUCACUCUACUACCUCGUACAGUUCAAAAAGCUACUCUGGCACGUAACAUAGUACGUGUGUCGUGCCAUGGCAACAGUACGACAAAAACAUAGCUGUAUGUUAACUUUUCAGUGCAACUUUGAAUGAAACAGGUACAAUCGACAACUAAUAGAAUUAACUUACUAAUGUCAGUAAGCAUCUAGGUUCGAUCUACCGAAUUUAUCCUAACCUUCGGGAUCUUAUCUUUUAAUAUUCCUUCUCCGUAGUUAACAGGAAAGAGCAUGGCCUCAGACAAAGGCCGCUUUGUGUUACCAGAGACUCUACAGAAUCUCUCCAAGGUGGAGAACUUUCCUCCUCACAGACACCGUUGGAACACGAACGAAGAAAUUGCUGCCAUUUUAAUCAGUUUUGAUAAACACGAAUUAUGGCUAUCCAAAGAAGUAAGGAUACGUCCUCACAGCGGGACUAUGCUCCUCUACAGCAGGAAACGGGUCCGCUAUCGCCGGGAUGGAUACUGCUGGAAGAAACGAAAGGACGGAAAGACCACGAGGGAGGACCACAUGAAAUUGAAAGUUCAAGGAAUGGAGUGUAUCUAUGGUUGUUACGUCCAUUCUGCUAUAUUGCCUACCUUUCAUCGGAGAUGUUACUGGUUACUUGAGAAUCCUGAUAUUGUUCUAGUUCAUUAUUUGAACGUGCCGAGUGCGGAUGAAUCCAAAGUACUGACGUCAGUCGCUUUAAGCCACUGUGCAGAGAAUAAAAAGUGGACUAAAGAGGAACUACUUUCACAACUCAAACCAAUGUUUCAUACAAGUGACGAAUCAGACCACGUCCAAAAGCGUGAUUCUGUGACAGAUACAACAGUGGAAGGGAUAGUUCAACAGUUAAUAGAGAAACACCAGUUUCAAACAGCAUUACACAGCCAACAGAGAGGUAGCCGAGAAAGGAACCUUUCCUUCAAGUUAGCCAUAUGUUCAGUUUCGGGAAGAGAAAAACGGUCAAUCCAAAGUAGUCAGGCCGUUAACUCUCGACCAACUUCAAGUAAAGUAAGUAAUGAACGUUUAACGCCUAAGUUGGAAACUCAAGAUGAUGUGCCAGUAUUUCAGCCAAAGGUCCAGAAGAUGGGCACGGAUAACCCCAAAAGUGUACGACCUAACAGUCUUAAAAUCAUUAACUCCUCAUGCCGGUCUUCUCAUGAAAAGUCCCCUAAGGCGACAUCAAAACAUUCGAACUUCCUUAACACUUCUCCGACAUCUGUUAUUCUUAGUCUUUCACAGAUACAAGGCGGUGGAGGCCUUUUGAUUUUAAAUAAUACUGCAGCUGUUACAGGCCUAGGACUUACUCCUACUUUAAAUGUCACAACACCAAUAACCGGAAUUGAACUUACCCCUACCGUUAACACAACAACUACUAUUACAGCAUUAGGACUUACUUCUGCUUUAAAUACCACGACUACUGUCACAGCGUUGGGACUUACUCCGUCUCUUAACACAAAAACUGUAGUUACAGGUUUGGAGUUUACUUCCACACAAAACACUACAACAGGUGCUAUAGGAUUAGGGCUCACGUCCACCCAAAAAACGACAAUGGUUGCUCCUGAUUUGAGGCUUUCACCCGCUCAAAACACCGCAUCAGUUCGUUCAAAAUUGGGAUUUAUUCCCGCUCAAAGUACAAUAACAACAGAAACAGGUGGUAAGCUUACUCAAGCUCAUAACGCUUCUGUCAGUGGAUUAGGAGUUUCAUCCAGUCUACGAACAGCAAAGCCCCUUGCAAAGUUUGGAAAUAUCACUAAUAUAACUGUUCCAAAGGUAACUAUUAAACCGGGACUAAAUAACAGAACGACAUUUUUAGGAUUACCAAUGGUCACAAAACGUUCAUUAGAUGAUAGUCGAACCACUAAGCAGCAUAAAAGUAAUAUUUCUCCUCCAGCAUCUUUUGAUAAUCAUCUCAGUGGAAGAGAGCCCUUUCUUAAUAUUGUUUCACCUAAACUUACAACGAAUGUUAUUGGUCUUGAUUCCAAAGACUUUCUCAAUUCCAUUACCUUCUUAACAUCAACAUCUGAGGCUCAGCCAACUGGAACUGUUCACCACAGGGGUGAUCAAACAACUCAGACUGACAAAGUGACCAGUGGCCAACGUAGUUCCCAAAAUAAACAACAAUGCGAUUUAUUGUCUGCCCAAGGACCUACGGCUGAAACAUUCUCCAAAAGUACCCAAGCAAAUAGCAAUGAUAAAAACUUUGAAGUAACUCCUAUGGAGGUUACAGAUGAUGUUGAGCAUUCCAUUAGCACCAUGGAUGAUGUUUUCCAGUACAAUUCACUCAGUAUGUUAAGUGACUUCAGUAGUCUGGAAAACCCUCACUCCAAGCACUCAGAACGAAGUGGGUCCUGCAUCAUCACCAGCUCCUCCUCCUCAUCUCCAUCCCUGAAUUGUUCUUCGCACGUGGACUUAACACAAUAUAGCCAUGAUCACAUGGUCCUCAUCAAUGAUUACUCUCCAGAUUGGUCGUAUACAGAGGGUGGAAUCAAGGUUCUCAUAUCGGGUCCAUGGGAUUCUUCGAGUACUCUCUACACUGUUUUGUUCGAUGGCGUUAGCGUGCCAACCACUCUCGUUCAGAAUGGAGUUCUCCGAUGCUUCUGUCCAGCUCAUGAUGCAGCAGUGGUGAGCCUCCAGGUAGCGUGUGAAGGCCGUGUCAUCUCCAACUCUGUGUCUUUCGAGUAUCAGAAGAAGAUUGUUGGUACCAUAACCUCAAGCACUUGUCACAUGGACGUCAUGUUCAGUGAGGGUCUUGAAAGUUUUGUUGCCUGCACUAAUGCUUUUAGAGAUGUUAGACAAUGA
Messenger RNA from Limulus polyphemus (Atlantic horseshoe crab), 2931 nucleotides. RefSeq names its product putative GPI-anchored protein pfl2. Gene Ontology annotation, molecular function: double-stranded DNA binding; transcription coregulator activity. The transcript is spliced from 11 exons. Lineage: Eukaryota; Metazoa; Arthropoda; Merostomata; Xiphosura; Limulidae. Bases 379 to 2931 code for a protein of 850 amino acids. The record is from RefSeq and is a predicted model, not a curated record. Gene Ontology annotation, biological process: regulation of transcription by RNA polymerase II. Gene Ontology annotation, cellular component: nucleus.